Messenger RNA from Punctularia strigosozonata HHB-11173 SS5, 8677 nucleotides. Its product is annotated as beta and beta-prime subunits of DNA dependent RNA-polymerase. The record is from RefSeq and is a predicted model, not a curated record. Gene Ontology annotation, biological process: transcription by RNA polymerase II. Gene Ontology annotation, cellular component: RNA polymerase II, core complex. Lineage: Eukaryota; Fungi; Basidiomycota; Agaricomycetes; Corticiales; Punctulariaceae. Gene Ontology annotation, molecular function: DNA binding. The coding region runs from base 335 to 5524 and encodes 1729 amino acids. The transcript has 20 exons.
GCCGUUGACGCCGACGUCAACUCCAUCUGUGCCCAUCGUCGUCCCACGCAAACGCGUUUCAGCUGCUCUAGACAGGCUUGGAGAACAUUUGUCUGCGACGCCAAUCCUCUCCUCGGACCUUUUGAAGCCUCUUUGCGCGGUUUUCUGGCGUCUGCGUGGCUCACGAACUGGUUUUUGAAACUCCCUAAAACAUCGAAAAGCGACUCUUCGGUCUCUUGGCUCUAUAAUAUACUUUGCUUGCGAACGUUUGCUAUCUAAUAGAUCGGCCAUCGUCGUCGUUCCAAUCCUCAAGCGUUACCGGCUACACACAGGCUUUUGGGUUUUUUCGCGAACCAUGCUGGGUCAUCAGUUUGCAUACUCGGCGGCUCCCAUUAAGAGGGUCGCCGAGGUGCAGUUUGGUAUCUUGUCUCCCGAGGAAAUUAAAGCAUACUCCGUCGCGAAGAUCGAGUUUCCUGAAGUCAUGGACGAGACCACUCACAAGCCGAAGAUGGGCGGCCUGAUGGAUCCUCGCAUGGGCACCAUCGACCGGAACUUCAAAUGUCAGACGUGUGGCGAGGGUAUGUCGGAAUGCCCGGGCCACUUCGGUCAUAUAGAACUCGCGCGACCUGUCUUCCACCCUGGCUUCAUCGUGAAGGUCAAAAAGAUUCUGGAGUGUAUAUGCGUGAACUGCGGGAAGUUGAAGGCUGACACCUCCGAUCCCAACUUUGCGGACAAGAUCCGUCAUGUUCGCGACCCGAAGAAGCGCAUGGCCGUCGUGUGGGGGCAUUGCAAAGGAAAAAUGGUGUGCGAGGCCGACGACCCCAAGGAGGAAGGUGACGGCCAGGACGGCGAAGAGCCAGUGAAGAAAGGUCACGGCGGAUGCGGUCACCACCAACCGCUCAUCCGGAAGGAAGGGUUGAAGUUGUUUGUUCAAUACAAAAAGUCCAAGGAUGAUGAUGAGGACCUUAAGGCCCAUCAGCCAGAUAAGCGGCUGUUCUUACCAUCCGAGGUCUACACCACCUUCAAGAAGAUGACCGACUCUGACCUUCAUCUACUUGGUCUCUCAGACGAGUACGCGCGUCCGGAGUGGAUGAUUUUGACCGUUCUCCCUGUCCCCCCGCCGCCGGUUCGACCGAGUAUCGCCGUUGAUGGCGGAACAAUGCGCAGCGAGGAUGAUCUUACCUACAAGCUAGGUGAUAUCAUCAAGGCGUCCGCGAACGUCAGGAAACAUGAACAGGAAGGUGUUCCCGCGCACGUCACCAUGGAGUAUGAGCAGUUGCUGCAGUUUCAUGUUGCGACCUACAUGGACAACGAUAUCGCCGGCAUACCGCAGGCUCUGCAGAAGUCGGGCCGACCUGUGAAAGCUAUACGCGCGAGGCUGAAGGGCAAAGAGGGACGGCUGCGGGGCAACUUGAUGGGCAAGCGCGUGGACUUCUCGGCGCGCACUGUCAUCACUGGUGACCCCAACCUGAUGCUCGACGAAGUUGGUGUGCCGCGGAGUAUCGCUAUGACGCUGACGUACCCAGAGCGAGUGACCCCGUACAACAUUGCAUAUCUCCAGGAGUUGGUCCGCAAUGGCCCGACGGCAUAUCCUGGAGCACGUUACGUAGUCCGCGAUACAGGCGAGCGUAUCGAUUUGAGGUACAACAAGCGAGCGGACGCGUUUCUGCAAUAUGGUUGGAUCGUCGAGCGUCAUCUGAAGGAUGGAGACUACGUGCUUUUCAAUCGGCAACCUUCAUUGCACAAAAUGAGUAUGAUGAGCCAUCGCGUCAAACUCAUGCCGUAUUCCACUUUCCGUCUGAACCUAUCCGUUACUCCCCCCUACAACGCUGAUUUCGAUGGCGACGAGAUGAACAUGCACGUACCGCAAAGUGAAGAGACCCGCGCGGAGUUGGCGCAAAUAGCUUGGGUACCGCGACAAAUCAUCUCACCACAGGCGAACAAACCUGUAAUGGCCAUCGUGCAGGAUACUCUCUGUGGAAUUCGCAAAUUUACGCUACGCGACACCUUCCUUGAUUGGAACCAGGUCCAGAAUAUCCUCCUAUGGGUACCUGAGUGGGAUGGAACUGUGCCUAUACCGACGAUCGUUAAACCCAAGCCGAUGUGGACGGGGAAGCAGAUACUGAGCAUGUGCAUUCCUCGUGGCAUCAACAUCUUUCGCUCUCCGGAUCCGAAGUCGUCCAGCCCGGUCUUUGACGAUGGUAUGAUGAUAGAGAACGGCGACAUCAUCUUCGGCAUCGUGGACAAGAAGACUGUCGGUUCAGCUCAAGGCGGCCUCAUCCACGUCGUGUUUCGUGAGAAGGGCCCCGAGGCCACUCGAGGCCUGUUCUCCGGUUUGCAACAGGUGGUUAACUAUUGGCUCUUCCACAACGGAUUCAGCAUCGGAAUCGGUGACACCAUCGCCGACGACAAGACUACCGCAGUGAUUUCGAAGAUCAUCGCCGAUCGCAAGGCCACCGUGUCCAAGAUCACGCAAGACGCGUAUCACGAUCGUCUUAAACCGCAGCCGGGUAUGACCAUCCGUGAAUCAUUCGAGAGUAAGGUCGAGCGCGAACUCAACCUGGCUCGUGACGAUUCCGGGCAAUAUGCCCAGAAGCACUUGAAGGAGGACAACAACGUCAAGCAGAUGGUCGUCGCGGGAUCCAAGGGCUCCUACAUCAACAUCUCGCAGAUGUCUGUGUGCGUUGGGCAGCAGUCCGUCGAGGGUCGCCGUAUACCAUUCGGUUUCCGGCACCGAACCCUCCCGCAUUUCACGAAGGAUGACUUCAGUCCGGAGGCUCGAGGCUUCGUCGAAAACUCCUACCUCCGCGGUUUAACGCCUCACGAGUUCUUCUUCCACGCCAUGGCUGGACGCGAAGGUCUUAUCGAUACGGCCGUGAAGACGGCUGAGACAGGAUAUAUCCAGCGCCGACUCGUGAAGGCGCUCGAGGAUGUGGCCGUCUGCUACGAUGGAACGGUUCGCAACUCGCUCGGCGAUCUCAUCCAGUUCGUCUACGGCGAGGAUGGCAUGGACGGUGCCUUCAUCGAGCGACAAAACAUCGAGACGUUUGCGCUGAGCGACCUGGACUUCGAGCAUCAAUACCGAGUCGACGUCACUGACCCGCAAGGUGGCUUCCUUCCUGGCGUCCUCCAGGUGGGCUUGGACGACAGUUCGCUGGAGCUUCAGGCGAAGCUGGACGAAGAAUUCGCGCAACUCGUCGAGGACCGGCGGCUCCUCAGGGAGUUCAUUUUCCCAAAUCAGGAUCCAUCACGUCCCACGUACUUACCCGUCAACCUGCAACGCAUCGUCCAAAAUGCGGUUCAGAUUUUCCAUAUCGAUCGCCGGAAGCCCAGCGACCUGGAACCUGCUUACCUUAUCGACGCGGUGCGGGGGCUAGUUGAGCGGCUUGUCGUAGUUCGUGGAGACGACUCUUGGGCGCACGCCGCCCAAGAGAACGCGACAAUGCUCUUCGGUAUCCAUCUUCGAGGGAUGUUUGCGUGCAGGCGUGUCUUGGAACGAUUCCACCUCAACAAGGAGGCUUUCGAAUGGGUCCUCGGUGAAAUCGAAACGAAAUUCAAUCAGUCCGUAGCUCACCCCGGAGAGAUGUGCGGUACCCUGGCAGCGCAGUCCAUCGGAGAACCCGCGACGCAGAUGACGCUAAACACCUUCCAUUACGCUGGUGUCUCUAGCAAGAACGUCACUCUCGGUGUUCCUAGGUUGAAGGAAAUCAUCAAUGUGGCCACGAAUAUCAAAACUCCCUCCCUGACUGUUUACCUCGUACCGGAACUACAGAAGGAUGCCAUGCUGGCGAAGAACGUCCAACAAGAGCUCGCGUAUACCACAUUGCGGACUGUCACUGCAGCCGUGGAGAUUUGGUAUGACCCGGACCCGACAUCGACGAUUAUCGAGGAGGAUCAAGUAUUCGUGGAAUCGUUCUUCGCAAUUCCUGACGAGGAAAUCGAAUCGAAACUCCAUCUUCAAUCACCGUGGCUUCUGCGUCUGGAGCUCGAUCGAAACAAGAUGCUUGAUCGCAAGCUUACGAUGUCCUACGUUGCCGGACGGAUAGCGGAGAGCUUCAAGCAGGAUCUGUUCGUCAUCUGGAGCGAAGAUAACUCGGAGAAGCUCGUCAUUCGCUGUCGAAUUCUAGGCGGCGCAGACAAGGAUGAAGAUGGAUUGGCGGGUGUCAUGGAGGAGGACGAGUUCCUGCGGUCGCUCGAAAACACCAUGCUCAACACCGUCAGCCUGCGCGGCGUCAAGGGCAUCGAACGCGUGUUCAUGAUGCAGCACAACAAGGUCGUGACAAGACAGGACGGCACGAUUUCGGCCCGUGAUGAAAACGAGAAGGAGUGGGUUCUCGAGACGGACGGUAUCAACCUGAAGACCGUUAUGUGCAUCGACGGCGUUGAUUUCAAGCGCACUUACUCCAACAACUGUGUGGAGAUUUUCGAUGUCCUCGGGAUUGAGGCCGCUAGGGCCGCCAUCAUGAGGGAGAUGCGCAACGUUAUCGAGUUCGACGGCUCCUAUGUCAAUUACCGCCAUCUUGCACUUCUGUGCGAUCUCAUGACUCAACGUGGCACUCUCAUGGCCAUCACUCGCCACGGCAUCAACCGUGCUGACACGGGAGCACUGAUGAGGUGUUCCUUCGAGGAGACCGUCGAGAUCCUCAUGGAGGCGGCAGCCGUGGGCGAGAAGGACGACUGUCACGGAAUUGCGGAGAACGUUAUGUUCGGUCAGAUGGCGCCCAUGGGCACAGGAGCGUUCGACGUCGCGCUCGACAUCGAUAUGCUGAAGGAUGUGAUUGUGGACCACAGGCUCCCCGUCCAGAAUAUGCUCGCUGCUCAAGCGGAUGGAGCUAUGACCCCGGGCCAGGUCGCAAUGACCCCCUACGAUAGCAGUUCGCCGAUGUGGUCCCAGGACGGCUCCUUCAAGGGGGAGUCAGCUGCAUUCUCCCCGCUCGCCGUCAACGGUGGGGAGGAUCCAGCAAAUUUCUCGUACCUUGGCUUCGGGCAGAGCCCCAUGGGCGCAGGUGGGAUGUCCCCUGCAGCUGGUGCUGGCUACAGCCCCAGUUCGCCGGGCUACUCGCCUACUUCGCCGUAUAUUCCACAAUCCCCAUUCGCCGGCGCUACGUCGCCCUUUGGCACCUCGCCAUACGCCACUUCUCCAUUCUACGACCGAGGGGCUGCUCCCACCUCCCCAACGUACUCUCCCACUUCACCCGCACUGAAUUUGACCUCUCCAAGCUACUCGCCUACGAGUCCCCGCUACUCGCCGACGUCGCCUUCGUUCUCGCCGACGUCACCGCGGUACAGUCCGCAAUCGCCGUCGUUCAGUCCGACGUCACCGCGAUACUCCCCGACGAGCCCCUCCUUCAGCCCAGCUUCUCCGAGAUACUCCCCCACUUCUCCUGCUCAGAUGUCGCCGUCCUCUCCAAAGUACUCCCCAACCUCCCCCGCUUCGCCGUCCUCGCCAAAAUAUUCCCCGACAUCGCCUUCGUAUUCUCCAGCUUCCCCCGCAUAUUUUUCUCCCGUGCCGGUUUGGCUCUAUAUCAGGCGUUUGAACUCCUGAAAGCUUACAACGCUAUCCACAAACGUAUACACGGCUCACCUGGCCUGCCCGUUCCUCGUCCAAGCUUGUCCUUCUGGCAGGUCCCUCGCUCGUCCCUCGCUACCCACCAGUCGGACUUGCCCAAACAUGCGGACGUGGUUAUCAUCGGCUCUGGCAUCACAGGUGCUUCAGUAGCCCGGAUGCUGCUGGGACAUGAAGCGGGGUUGAAGGUCGUUAUGCUCGAAGCUAGAGAGACAUGUUCGGGAGGUACUGGAAGGAAUGGUGGACACAUCAACCCACCUUUGUAUCACGACUAUAGUACUAUUAAGGAGAAGCAUGGUAUCGAAAUCGCUCAGAAGGUCAUCCGGUUUCGGUUGGCGCAUCUGCGUGAGAUGAAGUCCGUCAGUGCUGAGGAAGGCAUAUUAUUGGCGUCCCAGACCCGGGAUGUGCAGAGCUUCGAUGUGUACUAUGACGAGGAAGAUUACGUGGAGGCAAAGGAGGACCUUGCCAAGUGGAAAGAGGAUAUGCCAGAUGAAUCUGCGGCGUUCCAGAGCUGGGACGGCGAAGAAGCUAUCAAGGUAUUGCUGAUUAUCUCGAAAGGACCUGCGGAAUGCUCAAGUUCGCCUCUGCAGAGGUUUAAUGUAUCCGUGCGGAGUGCUGGGGCUAUCUCCGGCUCCGGAGGUGCUAUGCACCCUUAUCGCUUCGUAACGGGUCUACUCUCCAACCUCUUGCAGCGUUACCCGGACAACUUCUUCCUUUCCAGUCUAACGCCAUGCGUCGACAUCGUGUCGCCCUCGCUGGAUGGUUCUCAGUAUUACACCGUUCAUACCACGCGGGGAACGAUUACUACACCGCACAUCGUGCACGCCACGAACGGCUGGUCGGCGCACCUGCUCGCUCCGCUACGUAGCAAGAUCAUACCGGCACGGGGCGUGAUGAGCGCUCAGCGUCCCGGGGCUGGACUCUCGCCUCCACCGAGCCAAACGACAUCAGGCGACCCUUUUGGCGACCCUGCCUCGUCUCAGUCCCCAGCGAAGAACGACGCCUACCCCAUCCCGGUUCCCGGCAUGCGUUCCUACGUGUUCUACGGCGGUACCGGCGGGUACGACUACCUUACCCAGCUUCCAAGCGCUGGGCACGAGCUGAUGUUCGGCGGGGGUUUCAUCCGCGGCUGCAGCGAGGGCUUGGAAGAGAUCGGCGCCUCGGACGACAGUGCGUACAACGUCGGCCUCAGCUCGCAUCUUGGCGGUGCGCUUCCUGUCUACUUCGACGAAGGCCGGUGGGGCGCAGAGAGGGGCACUUUCGUCGAACCCGGGGAGGACGCGGGCUGUGAGGCGGAGGGCGUGCGCUGGCAUCAGGGGCGCGUGAAGGCGUUCUGGAGCGGCAUUCUGGGCUGCUCGGCGGACGGGCAGCCGUGGGUAGGACGCGUCCCGGUCAAGCUGGCGGGCAGGCCGGCCCCCGCUGCGGAUCUGGCGCCGAAGAUCGCGAAGGCUAAAGCAGGGGGCGUGGCCCUGGCGGAGCAGACGACGGCUGCGCCUGGCGAAUGGAUCGCUGCUGGGUACAACGGGGAGGGCAUGGUCCAUGCGUGGAUGUGCGGCAAGGCCGUGGCUUGCAUGAUUCUGGGCGAGGAAGCGGAACGGGAGAUGAAUUUGACCGAGUGGUUCCCGGAUAUCAUGCGUGUCACGGAGAAGAGGUGGAAGGAGGCCGACCUGCUGAAGUACAUCAAAGAACGACGGGGAUGAGUUCAGUCUACCGGAGGUCUUGUAGAUUGUCUGGCUCGUUGAGAUGAUUUCAUUACUUUCGGGUGCCACGAGAUGCAAGGCGUGUACAUGGAUCUGCUGUCGAACGGUUUAUCCUGACUGAGUAUACUCGCCAUGUCAGCUGGUCCAAGAAGCAACCGGAUGACGCGACGUUCACAUAACGAUGCGGUGGUCGGCCGUUUGCCACAGGUAUAUGAUUGGGUAUCAGCGUGAGAUGAAGAAUCGAUUGUCCGUCUGCGUGGAGCUUUCCCGGACGACCUCGGGGGUUGCUUCUACGGUAGAUUCGAUGUUGAGCAUUCAAUCGGCGGUCAUGGGUAACGCAGAGGUUCCGGCGAUGAACAAUCGCCUCGGGCGAUGAAGUGGACGCGUCACUGGACUUUUUAUUGAAAGCGUCCGUAUACGAUGCUCGCGAUCAGUACUGCAUCGAGCAGUUCUGAUACCAUCUGCGAGCUUUACUCUAUUCAGUUGCCGGGGUGAGUCCAUCUGAUCCACGGCGUGAUACUCCAUCCCGCGCGGCAGAUGCUCGGCACGCUCCUGGGGACGGUCUUGUGUUCGUGAGUGCCAGAAGCAGAAGGUUGAAGGGAUAAAAAGCGUUGGCCGAUGUCUCCCGGAGACUGCCUGAGAGAAGGAAAUGCUUCGAAGAGGCCUCGCAGAUAAGAACCGGGUGACGUUUGCGCCAGCGCUGGCAGCUCGUCUGCUCCAAGCCGGGGUUUGUGCGACUCGCCGGGAGAGGUUGGGCACGGUUACCAUGCGGAUGCAGGCUGUGGUUGAUACGCUGUACACAAGUCGGGCUAUCCCCUUUCACCUUUUUGUUCUGCUCGAUGCCGGCAGGGCAACGGACGCAGCGUAGUGCGCAGCAUCGGUCGGAGGGCCGCAGGUUGGAGAAACCGAUCGCCCCCCCCUGGCUUCGCCCUCUUUCCGGGACGUGGGGAAGAAAACACGAGGCUCGCACGGUUUCGGCGCGACUGCGCUGGUGCUGCAAUCGCUGGGCACGGCUGAUCGCAUCGGUGUUCGGUCCUGCUCGGACUGGACUGGCGCCGAAAUACCAGAACGCGGUAGAAUAUGGUAUUUAUCGGCGCCACGGCUCGAGAGACCUGAUGGCCCCCGUGUUUUCUGAGAGAACCUGAUUUGAGUUCGCGCGUGCGAAUUGGUUGACGAGCAGGAGAUCAGCGGUAUCCGUGCCAGCUGCGCGUCCCCAGCCGUAUCUCGUGUCGUCUGCGUGCUCGACGCCGUUCACAGCGCCGACAGAGCGUGCAGAUCGUCGUAAAAGGACCAAGCGCAGGGAGACAACACGGGUCCGCCGUUGCGCUAGUGAGAGGUCCUAUCAUCCGCCGCGUCGGUGCCGGCCUGGGUUCACCGCCGACCCAUAUCGAAUUGUUCGCUUGUCUUCAUCGACAACGACAUCGACCGUUGC